Funneliformis caledonium is the source of this 281-nucleotide messenger RNA. NCBI's taxonomy places the organism in Eukaryota, Fungi, Glomeromycota, Glomeromycetes, Glomerales, Glomeraceae. The record is from the annotation of a GenBank genome assembly.
GUGAAAAUAAUACAAACAAUGAUAAUAAUAGAAAUAAGGUAAAUAUAAAUAAAAAUGAUAAUAAUGAUGAUGGUGUAAAUAAAAAUAAAAAUAAUAUAAAUAAAGAUGAAGAUGAUACAAAUGAAGAUAAUAAUAGAAAUAAGGAUAUAAAUGAAAAUAAUGAUGAUAAUGCGACUGAAAAUAAUGAUGAUGUAAAUAAAGGAGAUCAUAAUAUAAAUAAAGAUAUAAGUGAAAAUAAAAAUGACGAUAAUGAUGAUGAGAUUAAUAUAGAUAAAGAAUAA